Molecule: messenger RNA, 1252 nt
Organism: Xyrichtys novacula (pearly razorfish)
Lineage: Eukaryota; Metazoa; Chordata; Actinopteri; Labriformes; Labridae
Source: the annotation of a GenBank genome assembly
AUGCAGGCCAACCACUCCCAGCUGUUCUCCACCAACUCCUCGGACUACUUGACCUGCUCGGACGGCAUCCUGAUGUUCAUCAGUUUAUAUAUCUACAACACCUUAAACAUCCUGGUCUUCCUCCCGCUCUACGCCCUCGUCUUCUGGAAGAGUUUCCAAAGAUGGAGGAAUCAGACCACGGGAACAACGAGCCACUCUGACAUCUUCACCUACUGUAUCAUCUCCAUGGAGAUUCUUGGUGUUUUGGCAUCGAACCUUUUCUAUUUUGGCUUCAACAAAAAUGUUUCACUGGUGAACAUGGUCGGUUAUUUUUCCUUACACUUCGCCUACGCCGGACAAACACUGUUUCACUGCCUGACUUGUAUGGAGCGCCAUCUGGCUGUUUGUCACCCCAUCACGUACAGAGCCCUGAGAAGAGCGGGCGGGGUGAAGGUUCGAAACAUCAGCAUCGGUUGUGCGUGGCUGCUGUGUUUGGCACUGACGGGGUCUACCUUUUUAUACUUCCCUGACUUCCCCACCGUCAUGUCUCUCGUGGCUUUAGGACUCACCCUGCUGAUUGUCUGUUUCUGCAGCCUGUCCGUCCUGCGGGCUCUCGUUCACCUCGGUCUGAGGAAGGUAGGUGGGACUCAGAAGCAGAUUGACCAAUCAAAGAUGAGGGCUUUGCAUACGGUCAUGGCCAUCAUGAUAACACAGGUGCUGAGGUUUUGUGGGUUAGCGGUUUCCAUCGUCAUAUUCGGCUCCUUGGCGUCACGCGAUGUAAAUAUCUGCCUGCUGCAGUUGUCGGUGCCGUUGCUGUGUUUGCCCAGUAGUCUCGUUUUACCUCUGGGGUUUCUGCAGAGAGAAGGAACAUUGGUCUGUUUUUAGCUUUAGAGACUUUAUCAGAACUCCAACAGAGGGAAAGAGAGAUACAUGUUCAUACCUCUGCAGGAGACACUCAGAUGUUUGGGAACCCGACUUACCUCCUAAACUCUACUCAUAUAGACUCUCAUAAUGGUUUACAUAUCAUGGGCCAUGAGCGUCCAGAUAUUGUUGAGAAAUUAAGGAAUCCUUUGAUGGUCUGGCAGCUAACCCCAUCAAAAAGAAGAUCCUGGACCUGACCAAAAACUGUCUUCAGACUUUCAUGGUCCACGUCACUGUCAGCCGCUCUGAUCUGCAUGGAAAAACCAUCCGUCCUGACCCCCCUGGAGGACUUGUCAGAUAUCACCAGGUGUUCACUGGUGGUUUUGUGACAUGCAAAAAAGAAUUCCAGUGA